UAUCAAGCAGACUCCUUGAGAUAGAACUGUGUUCCUGACCCAUCUUGGCCUGCAGACUUACCACUCAGUGGGGCCUCUUGGUGCUGUUGUUACACAUGUUCUCAGAGAAAUGCUUAGAAUGGAAGGAGUGCCAGGUGUCUGGCAGGAAUCAUGAUAGCCACAGCAUGCUGAGCAUCUGUAAUGUGCCAAGGUCUGCUCUAUUUGCCUUACAAACAUCCUCUCAUGAAUCCCUGGAGCAGUCCUCCCAAGGUAUUUAGGAGUGUUGCCAUUUCACACUCACAUUUGUGAGAGCUUAAGGGAACUUGACCAGAGAAAGAAUCAGAUUCAGGAAUUGAUCCAGGUUUACCUGGCCCUAGUGCUCAUUUUCUGCACUAUACUACCUCUUGUGUAGACAUGUAGAGGGGAUUUAUUAUAACCCACAGGGACCAUUGCAUGACCAGCACUGAGCACAUAAACUACCUCCCAUAGAGUGAUGACUGGGCAGUGUUCUAUUCUGUACAUAGUCUCAGUUGGCUGUGCACAUCCUGAGUAAGCGUGCACAGGGUUGGCAGUAAAACUCAUCAGAUGGUGCCUGGGAGUCACAGUUUAGUUCAGAGCACUGGAGAUCCCCACCUUCCAGGUAGUAGAACACCAAAUGUGGAAAAUUCUGAACUGUUAAACCGUUGUUCUCCAGUCCUUGGUGGCUAAUUGGGCAAUCUGAAACAAAGCACUGCAUCUCCUGUUUACUGCUGGCUACAGAGAGAGAUUGAUCAUCCGCUGGUUCACUCCCUAAAUGUCUGCAGAGGAUAGACCUGGACCAGGCUGAAGCUGAGGGCCAGGAAAUUCAAUCCAGUUCAGCUGCCAAACAACAGCAAAGGCUCACAUCCGUAAUAAAGCAAAUCUCCAAAGGCUCCAGGACCAGAUAGGAGGUGAACCUGCUGUUCGGAAGAGACCUCAUGGGUAUAGAUUUCCAUCUUAGAGCCCAAGUUAUCAAUAUUAUAGGAAGACAGAAAAGAACCAGUAUGAAAGGUCAAGAGACAAUUAAAGCACAAGAUCUGAAUGAGAUAUUUAAUAUGAGCCAAGAAAAAAUUGAAAUAUUUGAAAGUGAUUUAUCAAAAGAGAAAAAGAAGAGAAAGCAAUUAGCAUGCAGUCUUAAUUCCAUACAGAAGGCUUUGAAAGUUAAAAGUGAGGAAUUAGAAAAAUCAAAAUCAGAACUUACAUUCCUGUAUGAUGAAAUUCAAAGUCUUCCAGGGGCAGUAGACAGCAGAGGCCAUUUUUUAACAGCGUAUGACCUGCUACAGAAAGAGAAUUCUGAAUUAGAAACAAAGGUCUUGAAGCUUUCACAAGAAUUUGAAAAUUUAAAUCAUUUUACUCUCGGGGGGAAAACUGCAAAUUUAAUUACAAGUGAGAAUACCUGUAAAGAUCUUGUGUCUAAAUUAUCAAUUUUGGAAAUAGAGAUUCAAAAUCCAAAGGAAGAAAGAGAGGAACUCUGUCCCACAUUAGGAGAAAGUGAGCAGAAGGAAGCUCCAGAGGAAUCAGGAGAGGAGGGCACUGCCUCAGCAGAGAGGCAGAAGGAAGAGGACUGCCAGCAGAAUCGAGAGAUGAAGGGUGAAGAACAGCCCUUGACCGUGAAGCCUGAGGAGGUUGUGAGGCUUAGAGAAGAGCUGAGCCAUAUCGAUCAGAGCCUCCUGCAGUCUCAGAGCUCUGGGGAUAGUUCAGAUGACAGUAGUGCCCAGUAUUCAUUGUCUGGAGAAAAACUAAAAUGCCAGCAGCAAGAGGAAGUACAGCAACUUCGCCAGAAUUUGCACCGGCUCCAGAUCCUUUGCAACUCAGCUGAGAAAGAGCUUCAGUAUGAGCGAGGAAAGAACUCGGACUUGAAGCAGCAUAAUAGUUUACUGCAGGAAGAGAGCAUUAAGAUGAAAAUUGAGCUACAGCAAGCCCAACAGAAGUUACUGGACAGCACAAAGAUGUACUCCUCCCUCACGGCAGAGUGGAAGCACUGUCAGCAGAAAAUCAAGGAACUGGAGCUGGAGGGACUCAAACAGGCUCAGAGCAUCAAAGCGCAGCGCACCCUGCAGGAAAGGCUGGCUCAGGAGAAAUCGAAGGCUGCCAGCGCAGAGGAAAAGAUUGUGGAACUGCAACAGAAACUGGAAUAUGCUCAGAAAAUCUGUCUCACAGACACUUGUAUUUUGAAGAAGAAGCAACUGGAGGAGAAGAUCAAAGAAGCACUAGAAAAUGAAGCUAAAGUGAAGCAACAGUAUCAGGAAGAACAACAGAGGAGGAAACUCUUAGAUCAGGAUGUCAGUGAGCUACAAAGACAAGUGAAGACCUUACAGGACAAAGAGAACCGCCUGGAAAUAACCAGUUAUCAGCAACAAUCCAGAAUUCAGCAACAAGAAGCCCUCCUUAAACAACUGGAAAAUGAGAAAAGAAAAUCUGAUGAGCAUAUGAAGAACAACCAGGAAUUGUCAGAGAAGCUGUCCAGGUUACAGCAGGAGAAGGAAGUUCUCUGUGAAGAGUACGGGCGAUUUCUGAAGCAGGUUGAUGUCCACGUGAGGAACUAUAACAGGAAGCAUCACCACAACAAAGUCAAGCUUCAGAAAGUCAAGGAGGAUUUUGUUCAGAAAGUAGAACUACAAGCGGAGAGAAUCAAACAACUUGAACAUGAAAUUGGAACACUGCAACAACAAAUGGAAAAGGAGAGGGCACUGCAGGACCAGAUCACUGCCCAGAAUGAUGUCCUGCUCCUGGAGAAAAGGAAACUUCUGGAGCAGGUGACAGAACAAGAAGAAGUGAUCCACAGCAACAAAUGGAUAAUAACUUCCAUCCAGAGCAGAGCACUUUUCCUGGACAAAGAAAAUAAGCAAUUACAGGAAAAUAGUCUUCGGCUCACCCAGCAGAUUAGCUUCUUAGAGCGCAUUAUACGAAGCAUCAAGAUUCGUGGAGGACAGGAAACAGAAAUCCCUGAACUUGAACUACUGAAGAACAUACUGCCUUUACCAAACUCCAGUGUUUUAGGAACCAGUUUGGGAGUUGGGAGUCUUCAAGAGACUGAAGAUAAUGUGUCGGAAGCAGCAAUGGCAGCCCCAGAGUCCCUUGAAUCUCCUUCACGUUUAAAAAGUCCCAAAGCUGGACAGAUAACUGAAGCUUCUGUAAAAGAGACACACAGCACGCCAGAACAGGAACACAAGUCAGGACUAUGACAUCACUGCUCUCCGAAGCUACACGGACCACACCUGCUCACUGAAAGUUUAGACACAAAACUGGACCGUGACAGAGAGAAGUACUGCAGGUCCCCACUUACAUCAACCAGAAGUCUUUAAAAACUACCGAUAUAUUUAUUAAAUCAGUUCUAAGAA
This is a messenger RNA of Oryctolagus cuniculus (rabbit), 3338 nucleotides long. NCBI's taxonomy places the organism in Eukaryota, Metazoa, Chordata, Mammalia, Lagomorpha, Leporidae. The record is from RefSeq and is a predicted model, not a curated record.